This is a messenger RNA of Hippopotamus amphibius kiboko, 2650 nucleotides long. It is a transcript of the gene KATNB1, whose product is annotated as katanin regulatory subunit B1. The transcript is spliced from 20 exons. Gene Ontology annotation, cellular component: katanin complex. Gene Ontology annotation, biological process: microtubule depolymerization; microtubule severing. The coding region runs from base 395 to 2362 and encodes 655 amino acids. NCBI's taxonomy places the organism in Eukaryota, Metazoa, Chordata, Mammalia, Artiodactyla, Hippopotamidae. The record is from RefSeq and is a predicted model, not a curated record. Gene Ontology annotation, molecular function: microtubule binding.
GGGAGGCGGGGCUCUGAGACGGAGGUUUUGUUGUGAGGGUCGGUUGUCAAGCAGCGGCCAAUCAGGCCAGGGGAUGGAGGCAAGUGGGGGUCGCGCCUGGAGCGGAGCCUCGGCCUCCGGAGCCGCAGCUGCAGCCCAGUGUUGAGCUGAGAUGGCUCAAGCCUGACAUUCCAUGACCCGGGAUCCCGACAGGCACGCACGGGCUGCUGCUGUGGACACUUUAAAACCACGAGGUGGGCCGAGGCCGGGGCCGGGAGACAAGGCGUCCCCUCUGCCUGGAUGUGUGGAAACUCCCUGCCAACUUGAUUGGCGAAUCUGGGGGGGAUCCACCCCCACCCCACAAGGAAAGCACAGUCUACUGUGGGUGAAACUUCAGGUGCCAGCCAGCUGAAGGAUGGCCACCCCUGUGGUCACCAAGACGGCCUGGAAAUUGCAGGAGAUCGUGGCUCACGCCAGCAACGUGUCCUCGCUGGUGCUAGGCAAAGCCUCGGGUCGGCUGCUGGCCACGGGCGGGGAUGACUGCCGUGUCAACCUGUGGUCCAUCAACAAGCCCAACUGCAUCAUGAGCCUGACGGGUCACACGUCCCCCGUGGAGAGCGUCCGUCUCAACACUCCCGAGGAGCUCAUCGUGGCCGGUUCCCAGUCGGGCUCCAUCCGCGUCUGGGACCUGGAAGCUGCCAAAAUCCUCCGCACACUUAUGGGACACAAAGCCAACAUCUGCAGCCUGGAUUUCCACCCAUAUGGCGAGUUUGUGGCCUCAGGUUCCCAGGACACAAACAUCAAGCUCUGGGACAUCAGGAGGAAGGGCUGUGUCUUCCGAUACAGGGGGCACAGCCAGGCCGUGCGGUGUCUCCGGUUCAGCCCUGACGGGAAGUGGUUGGCAUCGGCCGCAGAUGACCACACGGUGAAGCUCUGGGAUCUGACUGCUGGCAAGAUGAUGUCUGAGUUCCCUGGCCACACGGGGCCUGUCAAUGUGGUGGAGUUUCACCCCAACGAGUACCUCCUGGCUUCUGGCAGCUCUGACAGGACCAUCCGUUUCUGGGAUCUGGAGAAAUUCCAGGUGGUGAGCUGUAUCGAAGGGGAGCCAGGGCCUGUCAGGAGUGUGCUUUUCAACCCCGAUGGCUGCUGCCUGUACAGCGGCUGCCAGGACUCGCUGCGCGUCUACGGCUGGGAGCCCGAGCGCUGCUUUGACGUGGUGGCCGUCAGCUGGGGCAGGGUGGCCGACCUGGCCAUCUGCAACGACCAGCUGAUAGGCGUGGCCUUCUCCCAGAGCAACGUCUCCUCUUACGUGGUGGACCUGACGCGGGUCACCAGGACAGGCACGGUGGCCCGGGACCCCGUGCAGGACAGCCGGCCCCCGGCACAGCAGCCGCCCCACCCCAGCGCCCCUCUUCGGCGCAUCUAUGAGCGGCCCAGCACCGCCUGCAGCAAGCCUCAGAGGGUGAAGCAGAACUCAGAGAGCGAGCGCCGUAGCCCCAGCAGCGAGGACGACAGGGACGAGCGGGAGUCUCGGGCAGAAAUCCAAAACGCCGAGGACUACAACGAGAUCUUCCAGCCCAAGAACAGCAUCCGUCGGACACCACCCCGAAGAAGUGAGCCCUUCCCAGCACCCCCGGAGGACGACAUGGCCACCGCCAAGGAGGCAUCAAAGCCCAGCCCAGCCAUGGACACGCAGCUCCCGGUGCCAAAUCUCGAAGUCCUGUCCCGGCCCCCGGUCAUCACUUCCACUCCUGCUCCCAAGGCCGAGCCUGCCAUCAUCCCUGCCACCCGGAACGAGCCCAUCGGACUGAAGGCCUCCGACUUCCUGCCUGCCGUGAAGAUCCCCCAGCAGGCGGAGCUGGUUGACGAGGAUGCCAUGUCUCAGAUCCGCAAAGGCCACGACACCAUGUGUGUCGUGCUCACCAGCCGCCACAAGAACCUGGACACCGUGCGGGCCGUGUGGACCGCAGGCGACAUCAAGACGUCGGUGGACUCGGCCGUGGCCAUCAAUGACCUGUCUGUGGUAGUGGACCUUCUCAACAUUGUCAACCAGAAAGCCUCCCUGUGGAAGCUGGACCUGUGCACCACUGUCCUGCCGCAGAUCGAGAAGCUUCUGCAGAGCAAGUAUGAGAGCUACGUCCAGACGGGCUGCGCCUCCCUGAAGCUGAUCCUGCAGCGGUUUCUGCCCCUGAUCACAGACAUGCUGGCGGCCCCGCCCUCCGUGGGUGUGGACAUCAGCCGGGAGGAGAGGCUGCACAAGUGCCGGCUCUGCUACAAGCAGCUCAGGAGCAUCAGCGGCCUCGUCAAGAGCAAGUCGGGCUUGAGCGGCCGCCACGGCAGUGCCUUCCGCGAGCUGCACCUGCUCAUGGCCAGUUUGGACUGAGACGUCCAGAGGGUGGGGGCGCCCUCAGGCCUGGCCUCGGCCCCCACUCCUGUUUCCUGUGUGCCCACCGGCCCACGAGCCUCUGCCUGGCCCCCACUGCUGCCCUGCGGCCAUCCUAGAGGCGGCGGCACUGGGCCACUGGCCGCCUCCACAGCCCUGAACUCUGACAACUUCUCUCCAGCCACAGCUGCCCAGCUUUGCCCAACUCCUGCUUCCUGGGGCAGCGAACUGAGCCCUGGGGCUGCUGCUGUAAUUUAUAAGGUGAAUUUUAUUAAAUUUGUAACGAUU